AUGCAGAAAGGUCAAAGCCUUGCAAUGGGGGCAAAAGAACUCAAAUGGCACGACAUCUUCGUGGUUCUUUUUGGAACCAUUUUAAGCUUUGCCGAUCCCAUCACCGAUAUCCUUACACUGGUGGAAUUCUAUCGCGCAGAUCACAAGACUUGGUUCGGAGUGGGGCUAAGUUUCAUUAUUUUACCGUGUUUGUUUUUUGCAGUACUUUACGGUGUGUCAUCAAAAGAGUCUGGAUUGGCAGAAGCCAGUCGCGUUAGGAGAUUCACGCAAGUUUUCCUUUUCGGUUUUAAUCCAUUUUCUCCAGCCUUGGUGAAGCUGCAAACGCUCAUUUUCUACCUAAAAAAUUUUAGAAAACUCUGGUCGGGCGAAAAAAUCGUACCGUCUGAUAUUGGAACGGCUGCCGAUGAAGAGGCGCAUACUCUUCUCGUUUACAGCAAUUUAGCUCUUAUGUAUGAAGCCACUCUUGAAUCAGCUCCUCAAUUUGUAAUUCAGCUGUACGCCAUGGCUGUUCAACAAGAAUCCGUAAAGAUCGUUCAAAUGGUUUCUCUACCUGUGUCCUUCCUCAGCUUAGCUUGGGCGUCGACAAUAGCUGAUGAGGUCUUUCACUGCGAGGGAGCCUACACCACUAUAAAGGACGCACCGAGUGUGAAAAAUAAACUUCUGCUCUUUCUAACGCAUUCAUUUGUUUUGAGCAGUAGACUUUUUUCCAUCGCUCUUUUCACCGUAAGCUACAAGUAG
Porites lobata is the source of this 738-nucleotide messenger RNA. Lineage: Eukaryota; Metazoa; Cnidaria; Anthozoa; Scleractinia; Poritidae. The record is from the annotation of a GenBank genome assembly.